AUGCCCUUGGGUAGUGGGAGCGUUGCAAUUCCAGAUUAUCGAGAUCAUCCUCUCCUUGGUGAUCCCAUUACAGAUGAUCCAAUUCGAAGCGGGCCCCUUUUCGAAGCAUCAUGGACACAUGCCCUUCAUUGCGUGAGUACUGAAGCUCCAAAGCCAAGUGUCGCAAGUAUCAACCAACUAACUGCUCUCGAGUUGUACUAUUCUGUUGACAGCUAUCACCAACUGAUUGUCAAUGGUCGAACGGAUGACGAUAAUCCGACUCAUGCUGGUCACUGCUUUGAAUAUCUGAGGAACAGCAUUCUCUGCAACCUUGACAUGACACUCGAGGGUUCCAUGUCGACGCCCGACGAUCAUGAGAGAGGUCAACCACAUGUCUGCCGGAAUCGCGAACAUGCCAUUGCAUGGAUAGAGGCAAGGCGUGUGGAUGACUUACAAGACAUUGUUGGACCUUGA
Exophiala bonariae is the source of this 453-nucleotide messenger RNA. RefSeq lists its product as uncharacterized. The transcript has 2 exons. Gene Ontology annotation, biological process: mycotoxin biosynthetic process. NCBI's taxonomy places the organism in Eukaryota, Fungi, Ascomycota, Eurotiomycetes, Chaetothyriales, Herpotrichiellaceae. The record is from RefSeq and is a predicted model, not a curated record. Bases 1 to 453 code for a protein of 150 amino acids.